AUGGAGAAGGAGAGUCCAAUAGUGGGGUCUACUCCAACAACCCAAAGUGCUCCAAGAGUAGGUGAAAGUACGAGUGCUCCUCCUAUCCAAACAAGUCCCAAUGUAGGAACUGAAAAUGAGGUAAUAUCGAACUCAAACCGUACUUCUGUUGAGGAAAAUAUUGAGGAUCAUUUUGAAGAGAAGUACGUUGGUGGAAAACGAAAAGCAAUGUGUCUCGGUUGUAAGAAGGUCUUAGGGGGGGAAAGUAAGAAUAGGACUAAGCAUUUGCUUGAUCAUAUGAAGUCAUGUUUGUAUAAGAAACAAAAGACCAUAAACCAAUCUAUAUUGAAUCCUACAAAAUCUAAUGAUGGGUCACUGAAGCUUGGUACUUACACUUCGACCAAAAUCAAGCGAGGGAAGAGCUUGCAAAAAUGA
Molecule: messenger RNA, 414 nt
Organism: Tripterygium wilfordii
Lineage: Eukaryota; Viridiplantae; Streptophyta; Magnoliopsida; Celastrales; Celastraceae
Exons: 2
Coding region: 1-414 (137 amino acids)
Source: RefSeq, a predicted model, not a curated record